UUUCGUGACGAGGAAUUCGCCGAUGCCUGUUUGGAAAUAAAUAAUCCGGUUUUGAAUAAAUGGGAAUUUUUCUCGGAGUCAUACAAUAAAGACAUCAAAGUUUUCAAAAGCAGUCAAGAUUCGAAUUCAUUUGCAUUCAAGCUAUAUGGAAAGAUUGAUACCCCGCCAAACAUAUGCGCAGAGGCCGUCCUUGAUUUGGAUUAUAGAAAAAAAUGGGACCCGUAUUUGAAAGAGGUGAAUGUCAUAUCGACGACAUCUUUCAAGGCCUGUUACUGGCUGACUACCCUACCAUUCCCAAUCUCAAAUCGCGACUUCGUGUUCGUACAAGAAAUGAGAGAAUUAGUGUACAACAACAAACAUUAUUGGGUGAUAUUAUCGAAGGUGGACGACAGUUUGAACAGGCUGGUCCCCAAUAAGAAAGGGGUCCUUAGGGUCUCGUCAAGCAGUCAGACCAUUGCGCUAACUUCAGAUGGCAAUACUGGAUGUCGGGCUUUCUGCCAUUACUCUGAAGUGCCAGGAACAAAAAUCCCGACAUGGUUUUUGAACUGGGCAGCUAAAAAGGGCGUUCCGUCUUUCCUUGAUAAGAUAUGCCUGGCCUGUGCAAACUAC
Helobdella robusta is the source of this 609-nucleotide messenger RNA. RefSeq lists its product as hypothetical. The transcript has 6 exons. Lineage: Eukaryota; Metazoa; Annelida; Clitellata; Rhynchobdellida; Glossiphoniidae. Gene Ontology annotation, molecular function: phosphatidylcholine intramembrane carrier activity; phosphatidylcholine binding. The record is from RefSeq and is a predicted model, not a curated record. The annotation marks the transcript as partial.